Messenger RNA from Macaca mulatta (Rhesus monkey), 2663 nucleotides. It is a transcript of the gene HTR1E, whose product is annotated as 5-hydroxytryptamine receptor 1E. Gene Ontology annotation, cellular component: plasma membrane. NCBI's taxonomy places the organism in Eukaryota, Metazoa, Chordata, Mammalia, Primates, Cercopithecidae. Gene Ontology annotation, biological process: adenylate cyclase-activating adrenergic receptor signaling pathway; positive regulation of MAPK cascade. Gene Ontology annotation, molecular function: G protein-coupled serotonin receptor activity. The record is from RefSeq and is a predicted model, not a curated record.
AGCUCAAUAAUAUCUCUUUUACAACCUAAGCAAGACCUGGAGCACCUCGGAGCUGCGACCUCCAGUUCACAACACCACCUGCCUCACACCCGGGCUCAUCUUUUCAUCCCACCCCCACCCGACCCCCCUCUCUGUUCACGGUGUCCUGGGAGGCUGCGACCUGCGUAGAUGAUUUAGCAGACUGCCCCUGCCCCUGCUUCUGCUCCUCCUCCUCCUCCUCUUUCUUCCCCUCUCUCUCUCUCUCUGUCGCCUCCUCUUCCAGCCCAGGCGCCCAGACUCGGCGAAGCGCAGUGCCUGCCACCCGCGGUGCCUCGGGCUGCCCGGCGCGCCGCGCUCCCAGGUUCUGUCUCGCCGCACCCCGGCGGGCACUGGCGCGGGCAAGGACGCUGGCGGGGAGAACGCCCUGGGUUCAACGCAUUCCUGAAUCGAAUGUUGAGAAAAGCAGUGCUUUGAUCCAGCUCAGGAGAAAAAGGAGCGGGUUCCGAGUGAGACUUCUGGAGCCAGCGGGACGCCCCAGUUUGCCCAGUGCGGCACGGCUGCACGCACCAUCCACAAGAGAGAAAGAGGUCAACGUGAAGAAACUUUGACCAUGCAACACAGGGAACAACGGAGAGAGGUCGGUCCAAGCAGCUAGUAGAUGGCACCGCUGGAAUCUGAACCCAGGAACCUUCACUCAGAAGAAAUGCUGUGGCCCUUCCCUUUACCAACAGAAAAUGGAACACAAGAGACCACAUAGCUGAACAAAUUACAGCCUCCUUACAAGUGAGAAACCUUCGAGGCUACGUAGUUUUCAGCCAAAGAAAAAUAACCAACAGCUUCUCCACAGUGUAAACUGAAACAGGGAAAACAUGAACAUCACAAACUGUACCACAGAAGCCGGCAUGGCUGUGAGGCCCAAGACCAUCACUGAAAAGAUGCUCAUUUGCAUGACUCUGGUGGUCAUCACCACCCUCACCACGUUGCUGAACUUGGCGGUGAUCAUGGCUAUCUGCACCACCAAGAAGCUCCACCAGCCUGCCAACUACCUAAUCUGUUCUCUGGCCGUGACGGACCUCCUGGUAGCCGUGCUCGUCAUGCCCCUGAGCAUCAUAUACAUUGUCAUGGACCGCUGGAAGCUUGGAUACUUCCUCUGUGAGGUGUGGCUGAGUGUGGACAUGACCUGCUGCACCUGCUCCAUCCUCCACCUCUGUGUCAUUGCCCUGGACAGGUACUGGGCCAUCACCAAUGCUAUUGAAUACGCCAGGAAGAGGACGGCCAAGAGGGCGGCGCUGAUGAUCCUCACCGUCUGGACCAUCUCCAUUUUCAUCUCCAUGCCCCCUCUGUUCUGGAGGAGCCACCGCCGCCUAAGCCCUCCCCCUAGCCAGUGCACCAUCCAGCACGACCAUGUGAUCUACACCAUUUACUCCACGCUGGGUGCGUUUUAUAUCCCCUUGACUUUAAUACUGAUUCUCUAUUACCGGAUUUACCACGCGGCCAAGAGCCUUUACCAGAAAAGGGGAUCGAGUCGGCACUUAAGCAACAGAAGCACAGAUAGCCAGAAUUCUUUUGCAAAUUGUAAACUUACACAGACUUUCUGUGUGUCUGACUUCUCCACUUCAGACCCUACCACAGAGUUUGAAAAGUUCCAUGCCUCCAUCAGGAUCCCACCCUUCGACAAUGAUCUAGAUCACCCAGGAGAACGCCAGCAGAUUUCUAGCACCAGGGAACGGAAGGCAGCGCGCAUCCUGGGGUUGAUUCUGGGCGCAUUCAUUUUGUCCUGGCUGCCAUUUUUCAUCAAAGAGUUGAUUGUGGGUCUGAGCAUCUACACCGUGUCCUCGGAAGUGGCCGAUUUUCUGACGUGGCUCGGUUAUGUCAAUUCUCUGAUCAACCCUCUGCUCUAUACGAGUUUUAAUGAAGAUUUUAAGCUGGCUUUUAAAAAGCUCAUUAGAUGCCGAGAGCAUGCUUAGACUGUCAAAAGCUAAAAGGCACGACUUUUACCAGAGCCUCAUGAGUGGAUGGGGGUAAGGGGUGCAACUUAUUAAUUCUUGGACAUACUUGGUUCAGGAGAGUUUGUAAGUAUGUGUGGUCUUGUUUUCUUGUUUGUUUGUUUUGUUCUGUUUUGUUUGAGGAUUGUUAUUCGGCGUGCUGUUUUCUACCUCUGGUCUUAUCUGUGAUACAUAAUUUCAAAUAAACAUUAUCAUACAAAAACAUAAAUUUUGUAGAAGUAAUAAUAAGGUGAAAUAGUAAAUACUUUUUAUGGGCUUGGUUUUUCCUAGUCAUUUCAGUUACCCUGCAAUUAAAGAAUGCCAAAAAUAUCUUUAUUUGCAGAAUUUCUUAUUACUUAUAAAUUAAAUACCUGAUAAUGCCCUCUAUGGCAUUAAAUCUGAGAUUAUGGCUCUAUCUGCAUACAUAUUCCAGUGGGAAUUGCAUGACUACAUAAAGAAUUCAAAGAAAGUGAUGUGCUGUCAUCUACUGCUUGCAGACCUGAGCUAAAGUCGUUUACUGUAGCACUGUGACUACAUAGCCUAUUCCUUUCAGGUAAAAAUAGUACAGCUGGCUUGUCCUUUUUAGUUCUUGAUUAAAUACACUUCCUCGUUUUCUAAAAUGGAAAUACCUGGAAUAAAUGCACUGGCAGUUUUCUGUCUUUUACUAUGAAUAUAAAACAUAAAGCAAAUAAGAAAUCA